This is a messenger RNA of [Torrubiella] hemipterigena, 735 nucleotides long. NCBI's taxonomy places the organism in Eukaryota, Fungi, Ascomycota, Sordariomycetes, Hypocreales, Clavicipitaceae. The record is from the annotation of a GenBank genome assembly.
AUGAGGUCCGCUUCUGCUUUUGGGGCUUUUACCUUCACUGCUACAGUCUUUGCCAAUCUACACUUCGACUGGUAUAUACCUGAUGCCCCCGCACAAGGCAUCAGAAGCAUCACAUUUCCAAUGUAUCAGGCCGAUGCCCCUCGUAUUUCGGGCUACUACUUUGCGCAACAAUUUCAAAUCGUUGAUAGCAAUCCCAAUAACGGCGGCUUGGGGUAUACUGGCCUACAACCUGGGGAGGACAUCGACGGCAACAGCACCAUCUACGCCGUCUUUUCCAAUUUCGGCGCUGGCGUGACUACCAGCCAUCCUCAAUGUCGUGGUGGUGCAGAUGGUGCCAGGGACGGAGUUAGUUGCGCUCUGCGCUUUUCAGGAUCCUACGCACCUACAUACAACAUCUUGGUGGAAAAUAUUGGUGGAACAACAUGGCGUGGAACUAUUACGGACACGACUUCUGGAAUUCAGCGGGUCAUUGGUGAGUAUACCAUGCCACCUACGUCUGGACUGAUUCAGAAUUACAACAUCGGCUUUGUUGAAUACUAUCCCUGGAACGGAAAAGUUGCCAACUGCCCAGCACAGCCCAAGACCUCUGUCUGGUUUGGCAAACCUAUCGCUGCCGGUGUUCAAGGUACUCUGAGUGGACUUCGACACUCUUAUCCUUGUGAGGGUAAUGGUCAGGUCGCACUAUCUUCCUCCCCAACGACAAAUGGAUUGACAAUCAACUAUGGCAACGUCUAA